Trypanosoma grayi is the source of this 1014-nucleotide messenger RNA. RefSeq lists its product as hypothetical. NCBI's taxonomy places the organism in Eukaryota, Euglenozoa, Kinetoplastea, Trypanosomatida, Trypanosomatidae. The transcript has a single exon. The record is from RefSeq and is a predicted model, not a curated record. Bases 1 to 1014 code for a protein of 337 amino acids.
AUGUGGCGCCACGUGCGGGGCGUUGCGGUGGUGGCGUCAUCCGCUCCCGCCGCAGUGCGCUUCUGCACGCGUCGCAAAAAGACUGCUGCUGUUGCUGCUGCUGAAACUUCUACAGAGACGACAUCACCGUCGUCGUUGUUAUCGUCAUCGUGGACGUCGCGGCCGCAGCUGUAUGGCGUGAAGGGGUAUGACUUUAUGGAGGGCUUCCGCGCACUGGGCCCGGGUGCCGCACUCGGCCGCCUGAAGGCGACGCUGAGUCUGUACGGCGUCCUGGGCGCGGCAGCAGUCUGCGGUAUCACCUGCUACCUGACCACGCGUAGCUACGAUCUAACGACGAAGCCGGACCCCCGCUCUGACAGGCGCCACCAGCAGUUUGCCAGCGACUACGCGGUGCUGCGUAACCGGUGGACCGGUACGCAGCGCGUGCAGGCGUUGGCGAGUGACACAAAUUCGGCAUUAGUAACACGACGCAUCAGAGUCAAUUGGCUGCUGUACAGUAUGCGGCUCUACCUGCUCCCGACAGACUCCACAGUGGUGGUUGACGUGGCGCCGGAGCUUACCCCCGACCGCUUUGCUCGAAAGCGCGAACGGCGCCCAUCAUCCGCAGCAGCAGUGGCAGCAACAAAAGAAGAAGAAGCAAAGGAAUAUGGGAAAGGGCGGAACGGAACACGUGCAGCAGUGCAGCUGCUAUUCCACUCACAUUUACGCCCGGCUGUGGUGCCUAACGGGUAUCAGAAGGGGAGCCUGCCGCAGUAUGAGCGCACGCUGGAGACCGUUGCGCGGGACCUACUGGCGGAGCGCUACCGCCAAGUAAUUUUGUCGCGUGCCGAGCCGCGCCUCCUCCCGUGCGUUGCAGAGGAGUUGCUGCAAAACGGCCAGCUGAGCGGCAGCGAUGUUGCGUGGACGGAGGUCGUCGGCGAUGCGGCGGCCUUCGCGGCGGAGGUAGAGCAGCGUGUGCGGGAGAGAAUGGGAGAUGGCAUGAUCCUGCUGCACACCACCAUGGCUGUCAUCUGA